UAAGGCACUAGCAAGCGUGAGCCUCAAGCUUGCAUGCUGGCAUUGGUGAGCAGGUUGGGCAAUUGAGCUCGCCUGGCAAGCCCUAUUACUCCUUAUCCAUCGGUGAUCUCUGAUCACUGCUGCACACCUCGCCCCAGGCAAGCAAUCAGCCUGCUGCAGCCUGCACAAGGCAAAUGGCCGCAUUCGCCGACGACGACGACGCCGCGGCCAUCGAUGCGAUCCUAAACCAAGCGCCUUCCUCGAAGAUCCCGGAACUCCUCGACGAGGCAUCGAAGCGCGGCCUCGACGUGCGAAGUGAAGAGCUAGCAGCAGCGCUCGACGAAGCGGAUCCAUUAAGGGAAUACCGGCAGCAGUUCUGCUUCCCGCCUCCUAAUCAUGGACGCGACGCUAUAUAUUUAUGCGGCCACUCGCUGGGGCUGCAACCCAAAAAAACGAAGCAGGCCGUGCUUGACGAUUUACAAAGGUGGGCAACGUACGGUGUGGAGGGCCACUUCGACCAGGACGAGGCGCCGUCCACGAGGUGGUGGACCAUCGAGGACUGCGCGGAAGAGGAGGCAUCAAGGUUAGUUGGUGCCCAACGUUCGGAGGUCGUCCUGAUGAACUCGCUGACCGUCAACCUCCACCUCUUACUGUCCGCUUUUUAUAGACCAGAAGGUACACGGAGGAAAAUAUUGAUCGAGGCGCACGCGUUUCCGAGUGAUGAAUACGCCGUGCAGAGCUGCGUUUCCAGUCGAGGCGGGAGUGAGGAGGACAUCAUAAGGGUGGAAGGGGGCACGGAUGAAUUAGUGGAAGCCAUCAACGCAACCGAUGGGUUAUGUGUCGUUCUCAUCGGCGCGGUGCAGUACUACUCGGGCGAGUGGUUCGACGCGCGUAAACUCGCGGAAGCCACGCACGCGCAAGGAGCUUUAUUGGGAUUGGACUGCGCCCACGCCGCGGGCAACGUGCCGUUGCAGCUGCAUGAUGAUGGGGUGGACUUCGCGUGCUGGUGCUCCUAUAAAUAUUUGAAUAGUGGGCCCGGCGCCAUCGCGGGCGCGUUCGUCCACGCAAAGCACGACACGCGCUCCUUACCUGGGGUGCUGCGGGGCUGGUGGGGCCACGAGCGGUCGACGCGCUUUGAGAUGAACCAGGAGCCGGUCUAUCGGGCGGGCGCGGCCGGUCUACAAUUGUCGAACCCCCCUACUUUACCCAUGGUCGCGCUCCGCGAGGCUUAUAGAUUGCACGACGCCGCGUCCAUCGAUGCGUUGCGGGCAAAAUCCCUAAAGCUGACGGCGUACCUGGAGUUAUUAAUAGCGCUCGAGCACCCGUCCUUGGAAAUCGUGACGCCGCGGGACCCUUCCAGAAGAGGCGCGCAGCUGUCGAUAAAAUUCAAUGACGGGACCGUCGAGGGUGUGUUUGGGCGGCUCCAGAAGGCGCAUAUCUUCGCGGACCUGCGGCGACCCGACGUCUUGAGGGUGGCGCCGGCGCCGCUCUACAACUGCUUCGGCGACGUCCGCGCCUUCGUCGAGGCGCUGACGCAGGCGGUCCACGAGGAGGAGCUCGGCGGGGAAUUGGAAUUCGGCGGCGAGGCGGCGGCGGCGCAGGCCGAGGGGCUCGAGGAGGCGUUUAUUUAAGUUGUUUUACACUGA
Messenger RNA from Pelagomonas calceolata, 1625 nucleotides. The record is from the annotation of a GenBank genome assembly. Lineage: Eukaryota; Pelagophyceae; Pelagomonadales; Pelagomonadaceae.